Messenger RNA from Phytophthora infestans T30-4, 1107 nucleotides. RefSeq lists its product as uncharacterized. The record is from RefSeq and is a predicted model, not a curated record. Bases 1 to 1107 code for a protein of 368 amino acids. The transcript has 3 exons. NCBI's taxonomy places the organism in Eukaryota, Oomycota, Peronosporomycetes, Peronosporales, Peronosporaceae.
AUGAACCGCGAGUGCAUGCGUGAAGCGAGACAACGCCGGCGCCUAGAGCUGCAAGAAAUGCAGACCACCGUUUCAGCACUGGAGAAGCAGUACAAAGAGCUGUCUCAGCGCUCAGCACACACCAGAGAUACUGCUUUGUCUCAAAUAUGUCAGCGACCUAAGUAUGCUGAGGCUGUUGACACAGCUAGACGACUUGGGGCAGAGAAUCUUUACCUUCAGAGUUUGCUCAAGCAGGAGAUAACCUGGAAGCGACAAUUACAACGAAUCGUGGACUUUGAGGAGGCCGAUAUCGUGUGCGGAGCAGGUACCAAGAGCCACAGCUGGCAAAUGAAUUUCGACGUGCUUGACGACGCUCAGGCCGAGAAAGAACUCGGCUUCCAUCGGUUAACCGACUGGGAUUUUACACGAAUCAUCCUGGACAGCAAGCGCAAUAUCCAUCACGUUGAAUCUCGACUACUUCAGCCGUCAAAUAUCACGCAUACACACCGAAUGCAAGCGUUUGGCUGGGAUAUGAACCAGACGAUAGACUGCGGUGUGAUGGAGUUCGUAUUCACAAAACAAUUCUCCGGACUUAAUGUGUACGACAUUUUGCGGACAACGUUGGUCAAUGACUUGGAGCUCGAGCGGUCCAGGAAAAUCAAGGCGGAGACGCUGCGCCUACAAGUCAUACAGGAGAUGGCCCCAAACGCUUUUGUGGUUGUACACGACGUCUCCUCUACCGGUGAUGUAAACGUCUUUCGGUCCGUCGUCGCGCGUUUUCUCAUUGAAGACACGAGGGAUUUCCCGUUGAGCAGGUCCGACUUGGACGAUAAUAUCAGCACGGAAUGCCGGCUGAACAGGUCUAACCUAGAGGACAAUAGCGGUGUAGUGACGGGAAGAGGCUACGUCUUGGGUACACACAGUCUCGUGUGGGCUGACGUCGCUCUGUCCGUCGGAAUAUACGAUGUGAUUGAUUCAAUCACGGGCGAGACGUGCCAGUACGUGCGAUGGGCAGGACGCACAGAUUAUUCUAGCGAGGAGCACGCACAACGCAACGCCUCUGACACUGUGCAGUGCAUGCUACGCUGGGAGAUGCUGGCAAACGGACAGUGCAUCAGCGAUGUGUAA